Messenger RNA from Charadrius vociferus (killdeer), 1197 nucleotides. It is a transcript of the gene DOC2B, whose product is annotated as double C2-like domains, beta. The coding region runs from base 1 to 1197 and encodes 398 amino acids. NCBI's taxonomy places the organism in Eukaryota, Metazoa, Chordata, Aves, Charadriiformes, Charadriidae. The transcript has 9 exons. Gene Ontology annotation, cellular component: membrane. The record is from RefSeq and is a predicted model, not a curated record.
AUGACACUCCGAAAAGGAGAGAAAAUGACCAUAAGUAUCCAGGAGCACAUGGCUAUUGAUGUCUGCCCCGGCCCCAUCAAACCCAUCAAGCAGAUCUCCGACUACUUCCCCCGCUUCCCCCGCGGGCUCCCCGCCGCCGUCGGCCGCAGCAGCACCCUGCGCUCCGCUGUCAGCCAGCCCUCCGUCAGCCCUGCCGAAGCCCCCCGUGAAGAGGAUGAGGACGUGGACCAGCUUUUCGGGGCAUAUGGCACAACACCCACUGAGCAGCCAGCCAAGUACCAAGCACCUGAGGAGGUGGUGGAUCCUGAGGGCUACGAGUCUGACGACUGCACCACGCUGGGGACGCUGGAUUUCAGCUUGCUCUACGAUCAAGAAAACAACGCUCUCCACUGCACGAUCAAUAAGGCCAAGGGCCUGAAGCCCAUGGACCAUAAUGGUUUGGCAGAUCCAUACGUCAAAUUGCACUUGCUUCCUGGAGCCAGUAAGGCAAAUAAGCUGAGAACCAAAACGCUGCGCAACACGCUGAACCCCACCUGGAACGAGACGCUCACCUACUACGGCAUCACCGAUGAGGACAUGAUCCGCAAGACCCUACGGAUCUCAGUCUGUGACGAGGACAAGUUCCGCCACAACGAGUUCAUUGGGGAGACACGGAUCCCACUGAAGAAACUGAAGCCGAACCAGACCAAAAACUUCAACAUCUGCCUGGAGAAGCAGCUGCCGAUAGAUAAAACAGAGGACAAGUCGCUGGAGGAGCGUGGCCGGAUCCUCAUCUCCCUCAAGUACAGCUCGCAGAAGCAGGGCCUGCUGGUGGGCAUCAUCCGCUGCGCCCACCUGGCCGCCAUGGAUGCCAACGGCUACUCCGACCCCUACGUCAAAACUUACUUGAAACCAGAUGAGGACAAGAAAUCAAAGCAUAAGACGGCGGUGAAGAAGAAGACGCUGAACCCCGAGUUCAAUGAGGAGUUUUGCUAUGAGAUCAAGCACGGGGACCUGGCGAAAAAGACCUUGGAAGUCACAGUGUGGGACUACGAUAUUGGGAAAUCAAACGAUUUCAUAGGUGGAGUCGUGUUAGGAAUCAACGCCAAAGGCGAGCGGCUGAAGCACUGGUUUGACUGCCUGAAAAACAAGGACAAGAAAAUUGAGCGCUGGCACACACUAACGAACGAGCUGCCGGGAGCCGUCCUCAGCGACUGA